Molecule: messenger RNA, 1121 nt
Organism: Drosophila gunungcola (fruit fly)
Lineage: Eukaryota; Metazoa; Arthropoda; Insecta; Diptera; Drosophilidae
Exons: 1
Coding region: 216-1067 (283 amino acids)
Source: RefSeq, a predicted model, not a curated record
AGAGUAUGUAGUGAAGCAUUUCGACAGGUAUGACCAUGGGUUGUGCUGGUAUACUAGAUAUACUAGAUAUUAGUUUUGGUAGAAUGGGGACUCAGUUUGCGAGCUGAGGCCGAGUGUGGCUUCGUAUGCGUUGCUAGGUCUGGUCUCUCUUUUUCUGUCUUCUGGUUUGUAGCGUGGCGUGAGAUAGACACGUGUUUGGUCCUAACGAGAGAAUUAUGAGCAACAAAAGCAUCGAAGACUCGCUGCAUUUGCCAGAAUUAAGUUCAGGCAAUCAAGAACCAAACGAUCAAUUCACCAGCAAUGACGACUUACAAGGGGAUGAAUUUAGUUCUCCGACAUCAGAAGUGGGAUUCGGCCCUAACCAAACUUUGUCAAGGGAUGUCUUCGCGUUGUUGGAGCAACAAAACCGGAAUUUUCUGGAACUGGUUAAGAAACUACAGAUGCCGGCGAGCACAGUACAACAGACUGGCGGGAUUUGCUUGCCGAAAUAUAAUCCGGACAUUGCUGGGGUGGAUGCCACGCAGUGGUGCGCUACGGUCGACAUAAUUUUACGAACGAAACCGCUAAGUGACAGCGCUCUUAUAUUAGCGCUGAGUAAGGCCUUGGAAGGCACAGCGGCCCAGUGGUUGUCACAAAUAUGCUACCCAGGAAUAACUUGGCAUCAGUUCCGGCAAUUAUUUGAGCAGCGUUUCGAGUCUUCAGAGACGCCAGCCGCUGUUAUUUUUAAUCUUCUAAAUAGUCGCCCAAGGAACGGUGAGAGCUUGCCUGUUUUUGCGAGCCGCAGCGUGACGUCACUGUGCACAAAAUUGCGUAAUUUAAAUUGUGAACAAAUUUCCAUCGCUUUGAUUCUUGGGCAUAUGGCUAAUUUCGACCGGCGUUUACAACGAAUGAUACACACAACGCAUAUCAGCAAUCGACGUGAGCUGCAAGCGGAGCUGCAAGUAUUUUCUGCUCUGAAGGAGCGUCCUAUUGCACCAAACUGGGAACCGGAGACUAAGCGGGCUAAAACUGCGGAUCUAAAAUGUUAUCAGUGUGGAAAACCAGGACAUAAAAAGCAAAGACUGUAGAUCUGGACUAGGAUUUCAGUUCUCGUCAACUGAAAAGGAGCGGCGUUCUGGGAA